UGCUGCUGCUGCUGCUGAUGCUGUGGUUGAAAAAAAAGAAAAACAAUAAGCCGAGCAGCCGAGGGGCAGGCAGCACAAAAAGUAUCCGGGAGACAGACGCACAGGUGCCGCGGAAGUUUACACGUGCUGCGGCGCAUCCCUCCGCGUCUUUUGGGCAUUAUCUGGGAUAACGUGAAAGAGACUGUAACUGGCGGCCAUCCGGUACCCACUGAUCCUGUGGUUGUCUCAGCCUCGGCCCCCAGAGCAGCAGAUCCUCCUCCAUCCUCCCCCCUGCCUCCCCCCUGUUGGACCAGCAGCUCAGCGUGGCGAGGCCGGGAGCGAUGGGCCGGAAGCUGGACCUGUCGGGCCUGACGGACGACGAGGCGGAGCACGUCCUGAAGGUGGUACAGCGGGACAUGAAGCUGAGGAAGAAGGAGGAGGAGAGGCUGAGUGAGAUGAAGCAGGAGCUGGCGGAGGAAGGCAGCAGAUGCUCCAUCCUCACCAAGCAGCACCGCUUCAACGAGCACUGCUGCAUCCGCUGCUGCGCGCCCUUCACCUUCCUCAUCAACCCCAAGCGCCUGUGCCUGGACUGCCAGUACAACGUCUGCAAGACCUGCUGCACCUACAACAAGAGGGAGCAAGCCUGGCUGUGUGCCGCGUGCCAGAAGGGCAGGGUUUUGAGGACACAGUCUCUUGAAUGGUAUUAUAACAACGUGAAGAGUCGCUUCAAGAGGUUCGGCAGCGCCAAGGUUCUGAAGACUCUGUACAGGAAGCACAUCAUCGAGAGAGGGGCGCUCUCCGAUCUGCCCGAAAGCAGCGCUCACGAGGGAAGCACCGGCAACGACAACGAUGGCAGCGUCUGUGGCAGCGACUCCGCCUUCUACAAACAGAGCGAAGGACACAGUAUGGCCGAGACGCUCACAGUCGCCCUGCGUGUCGCUGAGGAGGCGAUAGAGGAAGCCAUCGCUAAGGCGGAGGAGUUCAGUGACAGCUUGGAGAAGCAGAAUGAGGUUCGAUAUCUGCAGGACCACAAAGAGGAACUCAUAGAGGAACUCGCCACAACUAUCGUACAAAAAAUCAUCCAGAGGAGGAAGCGCUCGGAGAUGCAGACAGAGUACGACUUUGUCUGGCCGCAGCCUCAGAAUCCAAUCCAGUCCGGUGAACUCACCUCUCCGUCGCAGCCUCAAGCGUCUUCACAAGCUCCCCAGGACCCUCUGAAGACCUCCUACUCUCUGUGGCGUUCGCGCUCAGCGUUCUCCCUAACCAGUGACGACUCCCCAGAGAAGGGUCUGGAGGAAGAGGGGGGGGCCCGGGCCGGUGGAGGGUUACAAGAUUACACCUCUCUAAAGAGGGAGGGCAAGGCCACAGCACUCCCCAGCUGGAAGAGUGUGGACCGCCUGGACAACUCCAGUGCGUCCUCGGUGCUCCAGAGUCCGGACGGGAACUGGAUCGCUCUGCACAGCUCCCAGCUGUCCCGGCCCAGCCUGCUGACCAAGAGGAAGAGCCUGGUGUUCAGCGCGCUGGAGAAGGAGUCCGGCGUGGUGUCGGCGUACGACGGGAUGGGGUCCGACUCUGAGCCGGACGACGAGGGCGGCUGGGGGGCGGCGCUGAGACAGUUCAGGCGCAAAAUGUCCGACGAGACGUACUACACGGACUCUCAGCACGACCCCGAGUGGACGUACACGCAGCACCUGCCCGUCACCUCCCCCUCCUCCGGGCAGUACACCAACACAGAGACGCUCAACUCGGACUCCGAGGCCUCGUCCGUGCUGUCGGCCUGUCCCCGAAACCCCCCCCACAACCUGCUGAGGAAGAAAGGACCCCCCACCGACACACACCUGCACCCCCCCCACCAGCCGCUGUACCACCAACACCUCCACCAGAACCUCUCCCCGUACCCAGUGCCCUCAGAGGCCCUGGACGUCAACUUCAACCCCAAGGUGACGGGGGACAGCAGCGAGGCGGAGGAGAAGCAGAUCGACCCCGUCCGGAGGUCACGGAGACGCAGGAAGAGCAAGAGAGAGUCUUCAUCAGAGCAGAAAGCUGCAGGGAGCCACGCUCAGUCCAUCUACCCUCUAGCUCAGGAGAACAGUGGUGUCCUCCUCAACGCUCUCCUGAAGCGGGGCCUCAGUGAGGAGCAGUCAGCUCCCGACUCUGUGCCAUCAGCUGCCCCGGACGCCUUCAAAUCAGACGCCAUGACCCCUGAGCCAGAGGACUUGGACACGGUGGCACCAGAUUCAGCGGCCCCCAGCCCUCCACAGCCCCAAUCUGUGGCCCCGGGACCCCCGCCUGCAGACUCUCUGGAGGAGGAGCUGAGGGCCAGACUCAGCCAGCUGGUCAGCAGAGCAAACAGCAAAGACUGCAGCUCGUCGGAGGAGAAGGAGGAGGAGGAAGAGGAGGAGAGGACGAGAGACACCGAGAGACAGAGAGGAAGUGACAGACUGAGGGAAGAAAGAGAGGCAGAAAGUGAGACGGUGGAACAAGGGAACGGGCCGGAGGAGAGACUAAUAAAGAGUCCUUCAGAGAGGGAGGAGACGAGGUUAGAGAUGGGGGUCGAGUGUUUGGAAGAGAAGGUAGAAGAGUGGGAGCCAAAGAGAGGAGACGAGAGACAACGUAAGAGACAACACAAGAGAGACUCUGAGAAGGAGGCGAGGAGGAGUGGAUCCAGCGCUAGUUCACCUGCUGUUACUCCAUCCUUCCAGGAGGGGGCGCUGUCAGACAACCAGCAGAAGUACUCGGCGGCCUCUCUCUGCAGCAUCACCACGGAGGUGCUGAAGGUGUUGAACGCCACACAGGAGCUGAUCGGAGAGGCAGGAGGAGAGAGCUUCAGCCAAUCAGAGCCCCUCAGCGCCCCCCCCGUGUCCAACAGCUCCGACACCCGCCAGCUGGACCAGAGGCUCACCAAGAUGGAGGAGAACGUGUACCUGGCUGCAGGUGAGGUGUACGGCCUGGAGGGGGAGCUGGGGGACCUGGAGGAGUGCGCACGCAGCAUUCAGAGCGGCACCAGCGACACAGAGCUGUCCUUCCUGGAGGACCAGGUGGCCUCUGCUGCCGCCCAGGUGCAGCACUCUGAGAUACAGAUUUCGAACAUCGAGGCGAGGAUAUCCGCUCUGAAAACAGCUGGGUUGAAUGUGAAUGUCUGCAAUCAUUUCUCCAAGUUCAAGCCAAAGGCCAUGCCUCAAACCCUGGACUCAUCACGCCAUCAGAGGAGGAAGCUCCCUGCCCCCCCACUGAAAGAGAAGUUGGAGCCAGAGCAACAGGUGAAAGUGUUUCGGCCGUAGUGACAGUCAGCAGCACAAGGAGUCCCUCAGGGCGGUUUCAGAGCCCCAGGGACGGGCCCCUCUCAUCCAGUGCCUUGACCCAGUGUCCGCCUCCAGGCCAAUCAGGGGCCAACACCUGCCCUGUGACCCUAAAAGCACUCUGUCGGUACCCUGUCAGUCAAAAACCGGCAAAAGAGACAACUGGCUCUUUGGUCUUUUCCAUGAAUCGUCCAUUUCUUCACUUCGUAACAUAAAGCAAGGAUAACUCGACAGUCUCUGCCUUAAAAAUCUGCAAACAAUCCUCAUGGCAAAAAUAACAUCUGUACAGACAAGAAUAACUCUCAUUCCCCUUUUCUAUCUGUUUGCAAGAGUAUUGUGAUUUACUGUACAAUGAAGACGUGGAAAAAUCAUGUGAAACUUUCUGUGAUCCAGUGUUUUAUACUGCAUCCUCUUUCUCAACAGGUGACAUGUCAAACUCUAAGCCCCCCUCAGAGCUUUUAUGGAUGAUUUCCACACACAGCUAUCAGAUGGUAAUCCUCAUUUGGGGAAUGAUUGUAACACCUUUGAUAUGUUAACCAUUUUAAUAAUUCAUGCACUUGCCAGAAAAUAAGGGUUAAGAUACACAAGGUAUCAGGGCCACGACUGUUUUCGUCCUUCCUUCCUAACACUGAAAAUGCUAGAGGGCUAAAAAGGAAAAACAAAGCACAUUUGAGAAAUCUUUUAUCCCUUCUUUACGGCCUCAAAUAAAGUAGUUACUUGAUUGGUAUUGGGAAAUAACUUCUUGACUAGAUUUACAGACAAAGAUCAAAACUACAGUAGAGUUUGUACAGUUCAUAUGAAGCCGUUAGCUUAGUUUAGCAUAAAGACUCUAGCUUGCUAGCUUGACUUCACAAAGGUUAUGAUAUUAGCAGCACUUCUAAAGUUCACCUUUACAUACAUAUACAUAUAGAGAUUUAUAUUUUUGUUUUAACUGUACAAAAGAUAGACAUAUAUUGUUCCGUCAGACAGAGCCAGUCUAAAUGUUUCUCCUGAAUUUCAGUCUUUAAGCUAAGCUAAGCUAACCAGCUAAUUAGCUUCAUAACAAGGCUACAGACACACGAUUCUCAUUAAAUGAAAAAGUGUAUUUCCCAUAAUGUCCAAUUAUUCUUCAAAUACAUGUCGAGGAAGUGCUUUCUUCCAAGUAUUAUUAAAGCUAAGUAGAAACACACACAGCCUUAAUGUGAGAGCUAUGGGCUUCUACAUUGAAACGAGUGAAACUAAUGUCUGAAUGUCAGACAAACUCAGCUCAGGUCUGACAUUCAGGUUUGCCAACGUUCCCCCUGUUCAGUAUUCUUCAACCCAAAGUCAUUUUAUUUGUUUACUUUCAAACGUUGUGGCCUUUUCUAAACAAAAAGGUAUUUUCAUGUUUUAACCUUUCGCUGUGUCAUGUCCAAACUUUUGUGUUGCAUUCAUUCAAUCUUGCAAAGAUUUUUUACAUAAUGAAGUCACAUGGGCUAUAAAACAAAUGCCAUGAAACCAUGAUUUUGUUACAAGCAAUUUAUUUUUGUACUUACUGAACGUUUUUAUGCAAUAUCACUGAUAUAAGUACUAUUGCACAUUGAAGGCUUUAUUCUCUCCUCAAAGGAGCCCUCCUCAGUCGGUUCUAUGACUCAAAGUGCUUUCAGUGUACGCCUGCAUUUACCAUUUGAUAUUCUGCCAGUAAUGACGAUGGUAAAUGAUGCAAAAACACGGGUGUCAACAGGCAUCUUUGGAGCGGCUAGUACACACUGAUACACACUGUAUUUGUACUCCUUAAACACUAGAUUUGAGAAUACUGCCUUUCAUUUUUGGUUGUUUUUCUUUACUCUGUGACCACUUGCAUUAGUCAGAUUCUCAGUUAGCCAUGCAUACGGUUGUCAACGUUUCUGCAGAGUUGUUUUUCCUGAUGGACUGCUUGAACUAAAAAAGGUGUGAUGAUCCUCUGAAUGAAUGCUCUGCCCCUCUUCAUCCCAGCCUUUCACUUCUCGGGUUUUGCACAUUGAUCCUGUACUUUUGUCAAUCUUGUUCUCCGGAGGUGUCGAUGUAUAAAAGCAUGUUUCUGGUUUUAUCGAAAUUUGAUGUGAAAAUGUCCCAUGAGAAGCACAGCCACAAGGGUCCAAUCAUCAGUGUCCUGUAUUUUUCUAAUGUAAAAAAUAAUAUUCUCUCAUCACAGAAUUUAUUAAUAUAUGUAUAUGUGUGAAAAGAUGGAUAUGAUAUAGAAUAAUAUGUGUAUUGCCCAAUCAUAGUUGACCAAUCUUUCAGUGUUGUGUGCAAGAGACUGUGUAUAUUGUCCUGAGGGCGGGGUUCACGCAGGAAGUCGAAUUUACUGUAACGGUGUCUCGGGAUAAAUGAUGAGAUUCCCUCAGAGCUGCAGACAGAUCUCACUUUAAACCCAGUGAGAUGUAGGACUCUCACUUUAUGUGCAAUCGUUCGAUGCGCUCCAUAUGACAUGUUGGGGGAAAUGUUAUCAAGCAAAAAAUACAGAUUCUCUAUGUGCCACACUGAGACAAACAUGUAUUAUGAAAUGAAUAAAAUUUGCAAACUUAAAAA
Messenger RNA from Trematomus bernacchii (emerald rockcod), 5807 nucleotides. Its product is annotated as rab effector MyRIP-like. Gene Ontology annotation, molecular function: actin binding; small GTPase binding; myosin binding. The record is from RefSeq and is a predicted model, not a curated record. Lineage: Eukaryota; Metazoa; Chordata; Actinopteri; Perciformes; Nototheniidae. Gene Ontology annotation, cellular component: cortical actin cytoskeleton. Gene Ontology annotation, biological process: intracellular protein transport.